Messenger RNA from Ostertagia ostertagi, 1422 nucleotides. The record is from the annotation of a GenBank genome assembly. Lineage: Eukaryota; Metazoa; Nematoda; Chromadorea; Rhabditida; Trichostrongylidae.
AUGAAUACUAUCCGCAAACAGGAGUUGGAUGAUCAAAUUGAGGAUAUGGUUGAGGUUGACAAAAUAUCUUUCACAAGUUUUGCAAGCUCCGACGAUGGCGACCUUCGAAUGUCUGUCCAACAAAGCCCUAUUCCGUCUAAUUUUUCCGAUUUUAAGACGGCAUCUGAGCUAUCCCUUCACUGCCAGCAUAGGUCUGAUUCUGAAGAUGAAUCAGCGAGUAACAGCCCUUCGUGCUCAAGAGUUGAUACGUCCUAUCCUAUCCCUACACCAUCCUGCUCAACAGUGGACCACGAUAUUGUCUCUGAUUCAGUUCCAAAAACGUGCCCAAUCUCCUCAUCAUUCUGCAUUGAUCACGGAUGGAUAAAUAAUCUCUAUAUUACUAACGAAUUGCCACCAUUACCAGAAUUUGUUUCUGAUGAGCCGUAUUGGAGGGAAAUGGAGCAAGAAUUCAUAGGUCUUCGUCUGCGUGAUGCAAAUGUGUCGAAGGACCUGGAAGAGUCAAAUACGUAUAUGUAUUCGCUUCGUCUUACACUGGCUGCAAUGGAGGAGGCGCGAUGGUUAAAUGACGUGUCGAAGGAUCCUGAGUUGUCUCGCUUGGUUCACGAGAUUGACCCGCAAUUCCCCAUUGCUGUGAAUCGCAUACCUGAAAGUCUGGGAAGCGAUGGAUCCUCUACUAUCGAUAUUAAUGGAGCAAGUGGAGACUGCCCUUCUGACAUGUUAUGCCCAACGUUUGAGAUUAAGGACGAUAUCGCCACCAAACCGGCGUUCUUCAGAAGCAUGAGAAGACCAUCUCGACGUUCACGGAUUGCGCACAAUACGGUAACAGGUUCGCCUUCCAGGAAACCUGAACCAACGUGGAGUGAAGUGGCCUCUGCUGCACUGGAGAGUUUUACGAAUAGAGAAACUUUACGUGAUGAGCGAGUCUCUCAGUGGAUGGAUGAGCUUCUUCUGUCGUUGCCCAGUACCUCACAGAGCACCAGUGAGGAAACGUGCCAGGGGGAUUCUUCUCGAUCUAGUGUAGAAUCUGACUGGACUCCUCCGAGAGAAUCAUGGAUUUAUACGCUUUGGAAAUCUGAGAGCGUAACGGUUCUGCUUAAAGCUCAGAAUUAUCGGUGUUUUGGGUGCGGAAUCCGGGUGGAGAAUGAAUAUAUAAAACGGGUCAAAUACUGUGAUUAUUUCGGGGAAAGUUUUCUGUCAAUGCUGUCACCAAGUGAAUUUCCUGUCUGUGAUCUUGCCUUACACUUUUUGUUAGAAGUUCGUGAUGUGCCUGCAAUUCACGUAAACGUUGUAGCUCCACAAAUGGUUGAAAAAAUACGGGUCCUCAAACAUGUGAUUGUGUUACGAGAGAAACUUUCAUAUAUGUGGGAUUUUGUGAAAGGAUGCCCUGAUGCAGAGAAUACAGAGACGAAGAACGGGCAGUGA